Messenger RNA from Trichoderma asperellum CBS 433.97, 3510 nucleotides. Its product is annotated as putative NRPS-like protein biosynthetic cluster. Lineage: Eukaryota; Fungi; Ascomycota; Sordariomycetes; Hypocreales; Hypocreaceae. Gene Ontology annotation, molecular function: L-aminoadipate-semialdehyde dehydrogenase [NAD(P)+] activity. The record is from RefSeq and is a predicted model, not a curated record. Gene Ontology annotation, biological process: L-lysine biosynthetic process.
AUGGCGUCCCCAGAUCCGACUAUUGAUCUCCACUGGGGAGAUUAUCGUGGUGCAAUCCAUGAGAUAUUUGCCAAGAAUGCCAAAUCCUUUCCCGACAGAGAGUGUGUCGUUGAAACUAAGAGCUCACAAAGAAAGGAGCGCUCAUUUACAUAUCGCCAGAUCCAUGAGGCUUCAAACCUACUAGCUCAGCAUUUCUUGAGCCAUGGAUGCAACGUUGGAGAUGUUGUCAUGAUAUACGCUUACCGAGGCGUUGAACUCGUGGUGGCCUAUAUGGGUGCUCUCAAAGCUGGCGCGACUGUCAGUGUGAUUGAUCCACAGUAUCCUCCUGAGCGCCAAACGGUGCUAUUAGACGUCGCCAAGCCUAGAUUCCUUGUCUGCAUCGAAAAGGCAAAUGAGGAGUUCGGCCCACCUUCUGACCUCGUCCUGAAGUUUGCCUCGGAAAAUCUGAGCCUCAAGUCUACUAUUCCAGCGCUCGAGCUGUUAGAUGAUGGCGAGCUGAGAGGAGGGUCUGUCGACGGCAAAGACACCCUUGAUCCCUCAGUAUACAGCCGAGAGGACCCCAUCAAUGUUCUCAUUGGACCUGAUUCCAUUCCUACUUUGAGUUUCACUAGUGGUUCGGAAGGAAGACCAAAGGGUGUCCAAGGUCGCCAUUUCUCUUUGACUCACUACUUUCCUUGGAUGGCGGAAAGAUUUGGCCUCUCAGACCAAGACAGGUUCACGAUGCUUUCUGGAAUUGCCCACGACCCAAUCCAGAGAGAUAUCUUCACGCCACUUUUCCUCGGUGCCAAAAUUAUCUGUCCGCCGGCAGAAGCGAUUGCUUACGAGGUCCUGGCCGAAUGGAUGAAGGAGAACAGCGUCACUAUUACCCACCUGACCCCCGCCAUGGGCCAGAUUCUCGUUGGAGGCGCUACUGCUCAGAUCCCCUCUCUUCGAAAUGCGUUCUUUGUGGGCGAUUUAUUAACUAAGAAGGACACAAACAAGCUGCGCAAUCUUGCGCCCAACACAAGUGUCAUUAACCUUUAUGGGUCGACAGAAUCGCAACGGGCGGUAUCUUAUUUUGAGAUUCCAAGCAGGGCACGGGAGCCUCUAUUCCUGGAUACCCUACCGGAUAUCAUCCCAGUCGGCCAGGGUAUGCAAAAUGUUCAGCUCCUGGUUGUAGACCGCGACGAUAGGUCUCGAUUGUGCCAAGUCGGUGAGCAAGGAGAACUGAUGAUUCGCGCUGCCGGACUUUCGGAGGGCUACCUUGGAGAUGAUGAAAAAACUACAUCUCUAAACAGGGAUAAGUUCCUUCUCAACUGGUUUGUGGACCCAACCAUAUGGGCUCAGCAGGACAAUGGUAAGAGUGCUGCUGAGGCUUACAAGCCAUGGGGUUACAAGGGACCGCGAGAUCGCCUGUAUAGAACCGGUGAUCUUGGCCGGCGCCGUGAAGAUGGAAAUGUAGAGUGCACUGGAAGAAUCGAUUCGCAAGUCAAGAUCCGUGGCUUCCGAAUCGAGUUGGGAGAAAUCGAUACACACCUUUCACAGCACCCAUUUGUUCGCGAAAACGUCACUUUAGUUCGCAGAGACAAGGACGAGGAGCACACACUCGUCACUUAUUUCGUUCCUGAGACAAAGCGCUGGUUCGAACACGUUCAAAAGGAAAGUGGACAACUGGAGCCAGUGUCACAGGAUGAGUCGAUGGGUCAAAUGCUUCGAAAGUUCAAGUCACUUUCCGAAGACUGCAAGAAGUACCUCGCUACUAAGGUCCCCAAAUAUGCCGUUCCUAGCCUCUUUAUUCCUCUGGCUCGCAUGCCGUUGAAUCCCAAUGGAAAGAUAGACAGACCUGCACUUCCGUUCCCCGACGCCGCGGAUCUUAGCUUCCUAGCGAAGCGACGAGCCUCGUCCGUAUCUGUAAACCUGACACCAACACAGACUCGCCUAGCUUCGAUCUGGGCCUCUGUGCUUCCAAACAGCUCAGCAAGAAUGUUUAGACCGGAAUCUAACUUUUUCGACGAGGGAGGACACUCCAUCCUUGCACAGCAGAUGUUUUUCAGCGUGACCAAGGAAUGGAAGGACAUCAAUCUGCCGAUCAAGGUGAUAUUCCAAUCUCAGACACUUGAGGCUCUUGCCGCAGAGAUCGACCGUGCUCAGGACCCCAUCGGCCUGCGUCUAGAUGCGAUGCCCCUCGAUGGAGACAAGAAUGUUCUGGACGAGGCGUAUGCCGCCGACGCAAGGGACCUCACAAGCAAAAUCCCCAAGUCUAUUCCCACAGCAGGCGCAGUCACCUCCCCUCGCGUGCUUCUCACCGGAGCCACUGGUUUCCUAGGCUCAUAUAUUGUGCGCGAACUCCUCGAGGGCCCUACCAAGGCAAAUGUUAUCGCCCUCGUACGAGCCAAGGAUCCGGCGGAUGGUCUCGCUCGACUAGAAAAAGUAAUGACGGCCUACGGCUUAUGGUCUCAAGAAUGGGUAACUUCGUCUAGGCUUGAAGUCGUGGUGGGAGACAUUGGUAAGCCGCAGCUUGGCCUUUCCCAGGAUGUUUGGGCUCGCCUUUCUGCCGAGGUCGAUGCUGUCAUCCACAACGGCGCCCAGGUCAACUGGAUGCUGCCAUACUCAAGCCUUCGAUCAGCCAACGUACUCAGCACACUGGCCUGCAUCCAGCUUUGCGCCUCUGGAAAGGCUAAGAGGCUAGCAUUUGUUAGCUCAACCUCUACGCUGGAUAACGACCACUACGUGGAGCUCUCUAAGAAGGCUGGUGCCGUGAUGGAAGCGGACGACCUGGAGGGAAGCCGAAAGGGCCUUGCCACAGGUUAUGGACAGUCCAAGUGGGCGAGCGAGCUCCUGGUUCGUGAGGCCGGACUUCGUGGCCUGGCCGGUGCCGUCAUUCGUCCUGGCUAUAUCACGGCUGAUCCAGCAUCCGGCAUCUCUGUGACAGACGACUUCCUGGUCCGACUAUGGAAGGGAUCAUUACAGGUGGGUGGUCGCCCGGAUAUUACCAAUACGCUCAACGCCGUGCCCGUCACUCAGGUCAGUCGUAUUGUGGUUUCCUCUGCGUUCCACCUCUCUGCGGCAACUGGACAAUCUGUAGCUGUGGCACAGGUCACCAGCCACCCGCGCUUGACGCUAAAUGAUUGGAUUGGUGCUCUUGAAGUCUAUGGCUAUGAGGCCCCCAUAAUGCCUUACCCAGAGUGGUCCGCAAAGGUCAAGGAGUAUGUCAGCGACGAUACCAAGGAGGAGCCUCACGCUCUGCUACCCCUCUUCCACUUCGUCGUGGGAGACUUGCCCGGCAACUCCAUUGCGCCAGAGUUAGAUGACGCUAAUGCCCUGGCGGCGCUGAAGCUCUACGAGAACGAGUCGAAUGUCUCUCAUGCUGUGGAUGUACAGUCGUUAGGCGCGUACUUGGCGUACCUGGUUGCUAUUGGAUUCCUCCCUCCCCCAACCGGGAGCGGCAAGACCCCGUUGCCAAAGCUGGACCUGGCCGCAUCACAAAUCUCGGCUGCUAGCAGCUUUGGCGGCAGAUCUGCUAAGCCGUAA